This is a messenger RNA of Seminavis robusta, 1587 nucleotides long. The record is from the annotation of a GenBank genome assembly. Lineage: Eukaryota; Bacillariophyta; Bacillariophyceae; Naviculales; Naviculaceae.
AUGAGCGGCGCCGGGAUUUUCGAGGCUUGCCUUGACAUCCAUGAGCAAGGGGACAUGGAGGGACUCAUGCAGUGUGUGUCCGAAAAGCUAGAGAGCCAACAGAAAAUCACUGCGUCCGGUCUGAAUUCGUGGUUACUAGUGCUCAGUGGAGCACUAGUGUUCUUUAUGCAGGCAGGAUUUGCCAUGCUUUGUGCUGGAUCUGUCCGAAGGAAGAAUACGCAGAACACAAUGCUUAAGAACUUGCUAGAUGCUUGUGGGGCAGCUGUAGCCUUCUUCUGUGUGGGCUAUGCCUUUGCCUUUGGAGGGGAAACCAAUCCAAAUGCAGACAAGAGCAAGACCACUUUCAUUGGGACCGAGAACUUUUUUGGCCAAGGGGAACUCGACCUCGCCUUUUUCUUCUUCCAAUACACCUUUUCCGCCGCCUCUGUCACAAUUGUUGCUGGUACUCUGGCAGAGCGUUGCCAGAUGGCGGCCUACCUGUGCUAUAGUUUUGUCCUGACUGGAUUUGUCUAUCCUGUGGUGGCCCAUGCAGCUUGGUCUUCCACAGGCUUCCUCUCCCCUGCAAACUCUGCCCCUCUCUUGAAUAUUGGACUGGUAGACUUUUCUGGAUCUGGUGUUGUUCACCUGACCGGUGGAACUACUGCACUUUUUGCGACCUACAUUUUGGGGUCCAGAAGAGGUCGCUUCUAUGAUGCAACAACUGGAAGACCGCUGGAAGUCCCUAAACCGUUCCCUGGCCAUUCAGUAUCCUUGCAAAUUCUCGGAAGUUUCAUUCUCUGGUUUGGAUGGUUUGGUUUCAACCCAGGAACGGCUUUGUUGCUGGUUGACAAUCCGUAUCAAGCUGACAUUGGAGCCCUUUGUGCUGUCAACACUUUUUUGGCGUCUUCUGCUGGAUGUAUGUCUGCUCUCUUUUUCAAGAUGAUGAUGAAUUACCGUUACAGCGGUGAAUUUACAUUUGACCUGGUGGCCGCAAUGAAUGGAUCUUUGUCUGGUUUGGUUGCGAUUACAGCCGGAUGUGCCACAUUGGAACCCUGGGCUGGUCUCCUCGUUGGUUUUGUUGCCGGCGCUCUAUAUUUGUGGGGAUCUGACUUUUUGAUUAAACUGAGGCUGGACGAUGCAGUGGAUGCCAUCCCUGUGCAUGGUAUCAACGGAAUGUGGGGACUCAUUUCAGUGGGUCUCUUGUCUGCACCAGAGCGCAUGCGUCAAGCAUAUGGCACCAGUGACUACCCAGGUUUCUUGUACUCAUUGGGCAGGGGUGAUGUUAGUGCCCACCUCUUGGGAUGCCAAGUGCUAGGCAUGCUCUUCAUCUUUGGCUGGUGCCUCAUGAUCAUGCUUCCGUUUUUCUUGUGGCUCAACUUCAUGGGCUGGUUCCGCUCCGAAUCUGUGCAAGAGUUGGUUGGUUUGGAUAUCAGCUAUGGUGGUGUUGGCGCCGCCCAGGGAAUUCUUCAAGGCGGCGAGGAAGGAGAGGAUGGCGUGAAGGAAGAAUACCUUGAUGCCUACGAAAAGUACCGUCAGAACAUGCGCGAAAAGAGGAUCAAGGAUUCUGUUAACAACAGACCACAGAGCUCGGACGAUGAUGACUCUUAG